AUGGAAAAAUCGGCGUCGAAAAUAACAGUAUUUACCAUAGCAUGUGUAUUAACAGUGAUAAUAUCUGUGAUAAAUAUUAGUCUACUCAGUGUUCGUGUAUCCAUGACUCAUCCUUCAGUGAGUGAAACACCACUCUAUGGACAAUAUGAUAACAGUGAAUCAGUGAGUACUGAAAGUGUACCUUUAGCGGCCCCAUCGCUUGCUCGUCACAGACAACAACGUCUACCACAAUGCUUAAUCAUAGGUGUACGCAAAGGUGGUACCAGAGCGUUGCUAGAUGCACUUGCGAUACAACCUUAUAUUCGUGUUGCUCGACGAGAGAUGCAUUUUUUCAAUGAUAAUGAAACAUAUUCCAAGGGAUCCGACUGGUAUCGUCGACAAAUGCCGCAUACUUAUCCUGAACAGGUGACAAUCGAGAAAACUCCAGCUUAUUUUACAAAUCAGUAUGCACCGGAAAGAGUUCAUCGUUUAAAUAGCUCAAUGAAAUUGAUAUUAAUAUUGAGGGAUCCGGUUAUUCGCACUAUCAGUGAUUUCACCCAGGUAUUGCAUACAAAACAUGAACGGAACAAAACAAAACCGUCAUUCGAGGCAGAAGCCUUUCUCAACGACAGUUUUGAAAUUAAUGUCAAUUAUAAACCCGUACGUAAUUCGCUGUAUUCACUUCAUAUGAAUCAAUGGUUGAAAUAUUUUUCGCUAAAAAAUUUCCUGAUUCUAGAUGGCGAUAAAUUUAUUAUGGACCCUUUGUCACAGUUGCGAAAAGUUGAGCGAUUUUUGCAUAUUCCGGAGUCAUUUAAACCGGAUCAGUUGGUUUUCAAUGAACACAAAGGAUUUUACUGUUUCCGACGGAAGGACCGAUAUACGGCUAAAUGCUUAGGGAAUACUAAAGGUCGUCCUCAUGUAAACAUUAUGCCAGAAAUCCAGUUCAAAUUGCGCAAAAGUUUUCGGCCGUACAAUGCAGAAUUCAAUAAAAUGGUGAAUCAGUGGUGGGAUUGGGAAGAGAAACCUCUUUUGUAA
Messenger RNA from Brugia malayi, 1014 nucleotides. RefSeq lists its product as uncharacterized. The coding region runs from base 1 to 1014 and encodes 337 amino acids. Lineage: Eukaryota; Metazoa; Nematoda; Chromadorea; Rhabditida; Onchocercidae. The record is from RefSeq and is a predicted model, not a curated record. The transcript has 5 exons. Gene Ontology annotation, molecular function: [heparan sulfate]-glucosamine 3-sulfotransferase activity.